Messenger RNA from Phytophthora nicotianae INRA-310, 504 nucleotides. RefSeq lists its product as hypothetical. Gene Ontology annotation, molecular function: nucleic acid binding. NCBI's taxonomy places the organism in Eukaryota, Oomycota, Peronosporomycetes, Peronosporales, Peronosporaceae. The transcript has a single exon. The record is from RefSeq and is a predicted model, not a curated record. The coding region runs from base 1 to 504 and encodes 167 amino acids.
AUGAGCGAGGGAGGGAGAAGGUGGACCGCGUCUCGAUCUGUAAUCGCAUCGCCCAAUCAGCCAGCGCAAAGUCCCGACCUCAACUGCCUGGAUUUAGGGCUGUUCGCCAGCAUUCAGUCUGUGCAGUCGCGCACAACAUCUUGCACAAUUCAAGACAUAAUCCAGGAGGUUGAGCAUGCGUGCGAAAUCAUGACUGCAGAAACGCUGAACAAGACAUUCUUGACGCUACCGCUGGUCAUGAAGGAGAUCAUGAAUUGUGAAGGCCGCAACGACUACAAAUUGGCUCACUUUCACAAAGAUAAGCUGAUCCGAGCUGGAAAACUUCCAGCAUCGUUGCAGUGCGAUACUACAAGUUUCGGCCUUGCGCAGCAAUCUAUCCUGGCGCUCGCAGUUGCUUCGUGGAUCGAUCCGCCACUUCCGCAAGCUUCUACUCAGCCUUCUCCGCGCUCUCCCCCGCUCUCCCCGCCAUCACCUACACAUUUUGACCCAUUUCUAUACUUUUAA